This is a messenger RNA of Mangifera indica (mango), 2956 nucleotides long. RefSeq names its product U-box domain-containing protein 14. The record is from RefSeq and is a predicted model, not a curated record. Lineage: Eukaryota; Viridiplantae; Streptophyta; Magnoliopsida; Sapindales; Anacardiaceae. Gene Ontology annotation, cellular component: cytoplasm; nucleus. The transcript has 4 exons. Bases 516 to 2399 code for a protein of 627 amino acids. Gene Ontology annotation, biological process: cell surface receptor signaling pathway; protein ubiquitination. Gene Ontology annotation, molecular function: ubiquitin-protein transferase activity; protein binding.
GUCACAAAUGAUCUCAGUUCGCCUUUUACUCUUCCAAAGCUAACACUAAAACAGGAAGACCCAGCAUCAUUAAUCAGUGUAUUAUCAUUAAUGAAUUAUUUAAUCAAGUUAUAAUCCCAAUUUUCAACACAGUUAUUGGAUACAAAUUUUCUAUAAAAUUUUUAAACCCACAAACUUUUUCUUUAUUUAGCCUACGUUCCCUUCUUGUUCGUUCUUCUCUUCUUCUUAAUUCCACAAAACCCUUUUCAAGUCACUCCAUUUUAUGAUCUGGGUCGGCCUUUGAUCCAUUGAAAACUUCAAUUUUCGAAUCAAGUUUUCAUUUUUGUUUUUAUGUUGGGUCUGUUUCAUGGCUGAAUUUCGUUGACCCAGUUAAAUUACAGCCGACUCGGUUAAAAUUAUAUUUAUUUUGUUUUAAUACUCAAAAAGCCCCUUUAAAUUCAUUCAAUAUUCUCUUUUGAGUAUCUAUAAUUUUGUGCUUUUAUUGAUUUGGUGGCUCAAUUCUGGUGAAGAGAAAUAUGGGACUCACAAAUCCAGGGCCCGAGUUACUGAGUCGACUGGUUAACUCAGUAAAGGAGGUUUCCGAGUUACCCGAGUGCACAAACAUGUUCAAGAAAAUGCAUGGGAAUUUGGUGCGUAGAAUCAAGCUGUUGAGUCCUUUAUUUGAGGAAUUAAGUGAUAGCAAUAAAGAGCUUGGUGAAGAAGAGAUAAAAGGCUUGGAACUGUUGAGUGUUGCUCUGGAUUCGUCUGUUCAGCUUCUCAAAUCGAUCUAUGAAGGGAGCAAGAUAUAUCAGUGCUUGCAAAGGGACAAGAUUUCAGCACAAUUUCAGGAAAUGACUGAACAAAUUGAAGCAGCAUUAAGCGAGAUCCCUUAUGAUAGAUUUGAUUUAUUGGAGGAAGUUCAAGAACAGAUUGAACUUGUGCACAUUCAAUUCAAAAGAGCGAAAGGAAGACCUGACUCACCUGAUGUACAACUGGAACUUGAUUUAGAAAUAGCACAGAAAGAAAAAGACCCCGAUCAUACAGUGCUAAAAGGACUUUCAGAAAAGCUGCAACUUAGAACUAUCAAUGAUUUAAAAAAAGAGUCCCUUGCUUUCCAUGAAUUGGUCAUUUCAAGUGGUGGAGAUCUUGGAGAAUAUCUAGAGGAUGUAUCAACCCUGCUUAAGAAGCUAAAGGAUCUUGCUUUGAGUGAAAACCCAGAACUUGGCAUCUCUGAUGGUGAGAAGGGCUUGAUUAAACACAGAUCCCCUGUUAUCCCGGAUGAUUUUCGUUGUCCAAUUUCUCUUGAAUUGAUGAAAGAUCCCGUGAUCGUCUCAACUGGACAGACAUAUGAAAGAUCCUGCAUUCAGAAGUGGUUGGACGCGGGGCAUAAAACCUGUCCCAAAACACAGCAGACACUGCUGCACACAGCACUAACACCUAACUAUGUUUUGAAAAGUCUGAUUGCUUUGUGGUGUGAGAGCAAUGGUGUUGAGCUUCCUAAAAAUCAAGGGACAUGCAGAAGCAAAAAACCAGGAAGCAGUGUUUCUGAAUGUGAUCGAGCUGCUAUAGUUGCCUUGUUAGAUAAAUUAGCAUGUGGAAAAUUGGAAGAGCAAAGGGCAGCUGCUGGUGAACUCAGGUUGCUGGCAAAAAGGAAUGCCGAUAAUAGAGUGUGUAUUGCCGAGGCAGGUGCCAUUCCGCUUCUUGUAGAGCUAUUAUCCUCCACAGAUCCUCGGACCCAGGAGCAUGCUGUAACAGCAUUGCUCAACCUUUCCAUAAAUGAUACUAACAAGGGAACAAUUGUAAAUGCUGGCGCAAUACCUGAUAUAGUAGAUGUGUUGAAAAAUGGCAGUAUGGAGGCCAGGGAAAACGCAGCUGCAACCCUUUUCAGUUUGUCUGUUUUAGAUGAAAACAAAGUGUCAAUUGGAGCAGCUGGGGCAAUCCCUGCUCUUAUUAAAUUACUUUGUGAAGGGACGCCAAGAGGAAAGAAGGAUGCUGCCACUGCAAUUUUUAAUCUCUCUAUCUAUCAGGGAAACAAGGCUCGGGCUGUUAGGGCUGGUAUAGUGCCACCACUGAUGAGAUAUCUAAAGGAUGCUGGAGGUGGAAUGGUGGAUGAAGCAUUGGCAAUUCUGGCGAUUCUCGCAAGCCAUCAAGAAGGGAAGACAGCAAUCGGUCUGGUUGAACCAAUUCCAGUUUUGAUUGAUGUAAUAAAAACUGGUUCCCCACGCAACAGGGAGAAUGCUUCAGCAAUAUUAUGGUCUCUAUGCACUGGUGACUUGGAACAGUUAAAAAUUGCCAGGGAGCAUGACGCAGAAGAGGCAUUGAAGGAACUGUUGGAGAGUGGCACUGAUAGAGCAAAGAGAAAAGCUGGAAGUAUACUAGAACUCCUCCAACGGUCUGAUGUUGUUACACAAAUUUCUUGAAUUCCUACAGUGCUGCCAUUGCGAUGAAAAACAAUAACUUACACAAACAUUUCAGAAAAUUGCAAAGUGAACACAGAUGUUGAGGCUGUAUAUUUCAAAUGGAGGUGUCUACAUAGGAAAGAAUUAUCCAAGCAUAUAUACAUAAAGUGCUUUUAGAUUAUACAUGGACUGCGGUUACCGAUCAGUGGACAGAGACCAGAGACUCUACUACUACCAGAAGUUUAACCAGUGGACAGAGACCGGAGACUCUACUACUACCAGAAGUUGCAAAAAGGGGCAGCACGAAUCACUCCCGAUACACAGGUUCACACAGGUUCUUUUAAAAUUUCUGCAUACAUUUGUAUAUUUUGUUUAGGUGGCUUAAGACAACUUUGGAGAAAUGAGGUAAUUCUGUAACUUCUUGAUGAUAUUAAAUGUAGAAUAUAACGGGUGUAAAUUUUUACAUUCUUGUGAUUAUGGUAGUUAAAAAAGUCAUUGUAUUUGUACCUUUGGGUUGUUCUGAUUUUAUGACAAGGAAUUUGAAAUUUAUGGUUGAAAAAGUGGGAUUUUUUGGUAGA